AUGUUGCCCAGGAGUUUUACUGAUAAGAUCCAAGGUAAUGUAAGCAAGCUUAGCUUCUGGAAGUCUCCUCCUCAAGGCAAAAAUUGGAAAUCUAAAUCUAUGAGGAUUAUUCCGGAAGAAUUUAUGAGAAGCACAGAGGGGGGAAUUGAGCACAGGUUGGUGUGUAGUGCUUCUUGGGGCAAUUCCUGGCAGUUCUGGCUCCAGCGAGAAAAGAAAGGUCUGGUUAUUCUAAAAGAAGAUUGGGAUGAUUUUGUGGAUCAGAACCUUUUAGGUCCGAAUGAUGUCUUGUUCUUCGCACACGAGGAGAUCAUGUUUCUUCAAGUGCGGAUCUUUAAGAAAGAUGGGAAAGAGAUCAUCGAGGCGCCUGUUGAACAUGAACCCGAAACUGAACCGUUUCACCUUACGCCCCAGAAUGCUUACCAGGAGACAACCCCUGCAUCUGCUUCUGCAAGUGGAGGAACAUGGUUGAAUUUUUCAGCAAGUGGAGGAACAGAUGGUCGAGCGAGACGGGGUUCUGGUUCUUGUGAUGUCAAUAACCCCGAGCGAUAUCUCCUGAAUCCGAAAAACCCUUUCUUCGUGAAGACACUGACUAAAAAGAACGACGUUCUGUAUGUGCCCAAACCGACGAUUUAUAAGUAUGGCUUGAUGUUUGGUCCCACGAAUUCCGCGAUGAGUUACCUUCUUCCCGAAGGAAAAGAGGAGGGCUGGACUAAGAUCUAUGGCAAUAGCCCUUGUUUCAAUGGCUGGACGAAUAUAUGUCGAAAGCACAAUCUGAAUAUUGGAGACUCUGUUGUUUGUGAACUCGAACUCUCAGGAGGUGUCGUCGCCGCUGUUAGACUGCAUUUCCCCAAUAAAUGA
This is a messenger RNA of Arabis nemorensis, 858 nucleotides long. The record is from the annotation of a GenBank genome assembly. NCBI's taxonomy places the organism in Eukaryota, Viridiplantae, Streptophyta, Magnoliopsida, Brassicales, Brassicaceae.